Messenger RNA from Corylus avellana, 1547 nucleotides. RefSeq names its product UPF0481 protein At3g47200-like. Lineage: Eukaryota; Viridiplantae; Streptophyta; Magnoliopsida; Fagales; Betulaceae. The record is from RefSeq and is a predicted model, not a curated record.
AUGGAGCUCUACUUGCCAGCGAUAUCUGCAGGAAAAGGAACAUGCGAGGAGUCGGUGAUGAUUGACAUUCCAUGCGAGGAAUCUGAGGUAUGGUCUGAGUGCUGCAUUUACAAGGUUCCCAAGAAACUUCGUAAGGUAAAUGAAGAAGCUUACACUCCUAAGUUGGUUUCAAUAGGCCCAUUUCAUCACGACCUUGUAGAAUUGUGGGGUGUGAAAAUACAAAGACAUGUAUAUUUGAAAAAAUUCUGUUUAAGGACCGGGAAGAGCGAGAAGGAUCUUGUAAGCAUAAUUGAAAGCAAAAAGGAAGAAAUCUACCGAAGCUAUUCAGAGACCUUUGAACUCAUAAGUAACAGUAAAGAGUUUGUUGCAAAGAUUUUAUUGGAUGCCAUCUUUAUUAUUGAGCUCUUCUUGAGGAAUUUUGAACGCGAAAAAUAUGAAAAAUUAGAUUAUAUAUUAAGUAAUGCGUGGAUAGAAUCACACAUAAAGCAAGACUUGAUACUAUUGGAGAAUCAGCUUCCGUUUAGGUUUCUUCAAAAGUUAUAUAAGUCUGCCUUUGAUGGAGAAGAAGCUACUCCCUUUCUUAAGCUUGCCUGUGAGUUCUUCUUCUCCGGUAAGCACCAAAUACCCAUGGAUAAGGAAGUAAAGCAUUUCACUGAUUUGCACAGAAUUUUUUACUCUCCUUCGUACCCAAAACCUGAUCCCAAACCUGCCAAACAUCUAAGAUAUACCGCCACAAAGCUGUACGAGACAGGAUUGGAAUUCGAAGCAUUAGUUGACAUAGAUUCCUCUCAGAAAUCAUUACUUGACAUAGAAUUUGCAAAGGAUAAGCUCUUGGAACGCCAUCCAUUCUUGAAUCUCUCAUGGCUCUUCUCUUGCUUACCAUGCUUGAAAUCCCGUCAAUGCUCAAAGAGUGUGCGAUGUAUCCUGAAAGUCCCACAACUUGUGAUAGAUGACCAAACGGAAGCUCUUUUCCGAAACCUCAUGGCCCUGGAGCAGUGUCAUUAUCCAUCAAACACAUAUAUCUGCAAUUAUGUUUUGUUUUUGGAUUAUCUUAUCACCACUAAAGAAGAUGUGUGUUUGCUCGUUGAAAAGAAAGUGAUUGUCAACCGGCGCGGUAGCAGCAAAGCAGUGACUACUCUGAUCAACACACUUGGCCAUGAGAUUGUUGAACGUGAAUCAUGUUAUUACAAUCUCUAUCAACGGCUCAAUGAACACUGUGAUGACUCUUGGAAUUGUCUCGUGGCAUCCCUGACAAGUGUGUACUUUAAAGAUUUUUGGAGAGGUACUGCAACUAUUGCUGGAAUUUUUGUCUUGGGUGUCACUUUUGUGAACUUCCUUAGGCCUUUUGUCAUGAAGAAUUGAAGCAUGUGUGCUUUAGUGUUUGUUGGAGUGAUUUGCUUUUAGCUCUAAUGGAUUUGUAUCUCAACUUUGUAAUCGUUUUUUAACUUGUCUUAAUAGGUUUUAGCAGGAAUAUUUUCAUUUGAAAGUUUGUAUCCAGGAGUCUGUAUUUCAGCACUAUAUAUAUCCUAUGACAUAUCUUAAUCUCA